This is a messenger RNA of Symbiodinium sp. CCMP2592, 777 nucleotides long. The record is from the annotation of a GenBank genome assembly. NCBI's taxonomy places the organism in Eukaryota, Dinophyceae, Suessiales, Symbiodiniaceae.
AUGGCGACCAAGACUGCGGCGCUAGUCACGCGCUGCGAAGCGUUGCUUCGCGAGUGCAAGCGCCGCUUGGGCGCUGGAGCCGACGAGGAGAUGCGCCUCAAAGCGCAACUCCUCGCCGGGAAGUUGUCGCUCCUCCAGGCUCGGCUGCAGAAGGAGGCUGAGGAUGUGCCCACGUGCUCCGAGGGCCUCUAUGUUCCUCGCCCAGAGGAGGAGCCAAGACCCAUGAUGCCUUUUCCCCCCGGAGUCCACCAUCCACCCUUGCAGGAGCCGUUUGCAUUUGCAGGGCCCUGGAUGUCACUCCCAUCCCCGGUUCCGUCUGGACCAGGUCCAGCCCUACAUGUCUGCCUAGUCUUACUUCCUCCCGCGAUGCCACCCCCAUGCGAGCCUACACCAGGCCCUUCCCCUGAAGAGCCACGGGGUCACAUGAUGCCGGCGCUAUGCGAGCCCAACCCUCAGUACUAUCGUCAUCAAGCCCAUGACGCGACUCAAGGUCAGACCAUGCCGCCUCCUGGGACGAUGUUGCCAACUCCCUUCAUGGCAGUCCCGUGCGCACUGCCACCCCCAUGCGGCCCUACGCCAGGGUAUUGCCAUCCGUUGUUUGAGGAUCCAUGGGGCUUCAUGAUGCCCCUUCCAUGCGAGCCAAGCGUGCCGCCGCCACCCGUGCCUCCCCCACCGUGCUGGCCUCCGCUGCUAGGGCCUACAGCACCAACACCUCCAGCUCCCCAGCACCAUCCUGGCUUCUACCAUCCUCCCCGCGAGGAUUCCUCAUCUUUUUGA